UCUAGGGUUUCAGACUUCAGACUUCUUUCUCGCGGAGCUUCGUUCAGAACUUCACUGGGCAGCAAUGGUGAACGUUCCUAAAACAAAGAAGACAUACUGCAAGUCCAAGGAGUGCAAAAAGCACACCUUGCAUAAGGUAACACAAUACAAGAAAGGAAAAGAUAGCUUAGCUGCUCAGGGAAAGCGACGAUACGAUCGCAAGCAGUCUGGUUAUGGUGGACAAACUAAGCCGGUCUUCCACAAGAAGGCCAAAACAACAAAGAAGAUUGUGCUGAGGUUGCAAUGCCAGGCUUGCAAACAUGUUUCCCAGCACCCCAUCAAGAGAUGUAAGCAUUUUGAGAUCGGUGGCGACAAGAAGGGCAAAGGAACUUCCCUAUUCUAAAUGCUUAAGAUUGAAAUUAAAAUCGUACCUCGGUUGCUUAGAAUUUUUCAUUCCAAUGCUGCCUCAGACAUUUUGAGCUCAACUUUGUGUUCUUGAUACUUUUGAUUUAUGUAUAACUUUUCACAA
This is a messenger RNA of Andrographis paniculata, 508 nucleotides long. Its product is annotated as 60S ribosomal protein L44. Gene Ontology annotation, cellular component: ribosome; cytosolic large ribosomal subunit. Gene Ontology annotation, biological process: translation. The transcript is spliced from 4 exons. The record is from RefSeq and is a predicted model, not a curated record. The coding region runs from base 65 to 382 and encodes 105 amino acids. Gene Ontology annotation, molecular function: structural constituent of ribosome. NCBI's taxonomy places the organism in Eukaryota, Viridiplantae, Streptophyta, Magnoliopsida, Lamiales, Acanthaceae.